AUGUUAACAGCCAAAAAAAGAAACUUCCGUUUAUUCGAAGUUUUCCCUUCUCUCUCUUCAUACCCAAGACAAAUGUUGGCUCCACGGCAACGCCGCCUAUCCUCUGCUGCCACUGAUGCAAACGGCCGUUUGAAGAGCAUCGGAAGUGAAGGAAAAAGAUCUCCUUCCCUCGAAUCAGGAUCGCCUCCUGUUACCAGUCACAUGGACUGUUCCAUGGAAUAUUUGGCUGUUUUAGUCAAAGAAAAGAAACAACUUGAAAUGUUCCCAAAUGCUUUCCAACAUGCUGAUCGACUUGUUGAAGACGAGAUAGCUCGUGUUCGUGUCGCCCUUUUCCAAACUGAUUUCGUUAUUGAUGAGGUGGAUCUACCAGAGCCCAAGGGAGAAGUAGUGACUGUCACCGAAAAGAUAUAUGUUCCAAUUCGUGAUUAUCCUGAUUAUAACUUCGUUGGACGUAUACUCGGUCCAAGAGGUAUGACUGCCAAACAAUUGGAACAAGAAACUGGCUGUAAGAUAAUGGUCCGAGGCAAGGGAUCAAUGAAAGAUAAGAGAAAAGAAGAAGCUAAUAGAGGACGCCCGAACUGGGAGCACCUCGAUGAUGAUCUGCAUGUACUUCUUCAAUGCGAAGAUACUGAAAAUAGAGCCCGUAUGAAAUUGGCCGCAGCAAUGACUCAUGUGAAAAAACUCUUAGUCCCUGCUCCAGAGGGAACUGAUGAGCUUAAGAGAAAACAACUAAUGGAAUUAGCUAUUAUUAAUGGUACUUACAGACCAUAUCAUAAAUCGAAUAUUGGUAUGCCUCCUGAAGGACUUUCAACAGGAUCUGAGGAAUUGUGUUCAAUUUCCGGAGGACGAGUCAUAACUCCUGUCCCUCUCAUGUCUCCUAUGCGUGGACAACUUUUUGUGUCUCCAACAUCUAGUCCCACCCCAGCUUCAACUUACGUGAAUGACUGUUUACAGACCACGACUCCGUCUUACCUGAAGAACGCCCCAGCACAAUUCGACUGUUCCCCUUACGUGAGUCCGGCACUCUUGGAAUCUGCAUUAGCUAACCUGGCAUCCUUCCAACUGUCUGAUUUGAACCUUGCUAACUUACAAUAUCCGACAGCGACCUCUCUGAUCAAUUCUUUCCCUAACCUCUUUGCUUCAUCGCAUAGUGCUCCUAAUGGUGGCUCCACCUCAUCGUCACCUAUCAGCCCGAAGUGA
Molecule: messenger RNA, 1200 nt
Organism: Auanema sp. JU1783
Lineage: Eukaryota; Metazoa; Nematoda; Chromadorea; Rhabditida; Rhabditidae
Source: the annotation of a GenBank genome assembly